Molecule: messenger RNA, 351 nt
Organism: Priapulus caudatus
Lineage: Eukaryota; Metazoa; Priapulida; Priapulimorpha; Priapulimorphida; Priapulidae
Product: atrial natriuretic peptide receptor 3-like
Exons: 2
Source: RefSeq, a predicted model, not a curated record
UGACGAGACCGGUCGGUUACCUCUGCUCGUACUGGAACAUCCCGCUCAUAUCGUGGGUUAGUUCGGAUCCCUACCUCAGCGGCGACAACUCGUUUUCGACGCUCGCCCGCACGCUCGGACCGUACAGCAAGCUUGGCAGCUGCUUCGUCAAGCUGUUUGAACAUUGGAGGUGGACCGAGGCGAUUCUCGUCACGCGGCUGGACACGUCCUGUCGCUACGUGCAGAAGAGCAUCAUUGACAGCUUCCGCGGCGCUGGCAUCACGCUAGCAGACCAGAUGUCCAUCCCCACCGACUUCCAGUCGACCGAGGAGAUAGACAGCAUGCUCGAUCGCAUACGUCUGCGCGGGAGAA